CGCCGCACUUUUUUUCAAAUUAGUGGAUCCCAGAAAUCAUUGCGCGCAUUUGUAACGAAUUUCCGUUCGAGUUUGUAUUUUAGGCGCCAUUUUCGAGUGAAGGACCCGGAGCCGAAACACCGGUAGGAGCGGGGAGGGGGAGAUUAUACAACCGUUUCCAGCUUUGAUCUGAGUGGACUGUCCCGCAGCGACCAUGCCCCGUCGGGGCACCCAGUCCUCCACCGCCCAGCGCAAAGAGGAAGGACCGCAGUCGUCCCCGGACCGCGCCUGCAGCGACGCGGAGCCCGACCCGCAGUCCGGCGGCGCCAAGAGCCCAGCGGCCGCAGCAGAGACUCCAAGUGAGGAGCUUGAUAAUAGAAGUUUAGAAGAGAUUUUGAAAAGCAUUCCUCCUCCCCCGCCUCCAGCAAUGACCAAUGAAGCUGGAGCUCCUCGGCUUAUGAUAACUCAUAUUGUAAACCAGAACUUCAAAUCCUAUGCUGGGGAAAAAAUCCUGGGACCUUUCCAUAAGCGCUUUUCCUGUAUUAUUGGGCCAAAUGGCAGUGGCAAAUCCAAUGUUAUUGAUUCUAUGCUUUUUGUGUUUGGCUAUCGAGCACAAAAAAUAAGAUCUAAAAAAAUCUCUGUAUUAAUACAUAAUUCUGAUGAACAUAAGGAUGUGCAGAGUUGUACUGUAGAAGUUCAUUUUCAAAAGAUAAUUGAUAAGGAAGGAGAUGAUUAUGAAGUCAUUCCUAACAGUAACUUCUAUGUAUCCAGAACAGCUUACAGAGAUAAUACUUCCGUCUAUCACAUAAGUGGGAAGAAAACGACAUUUAAGGAUGUUGGAAAUCUUCUUAGAAGCCAUGGAAUUGACUUGGACCAUAAUAGAUUUUUAAUUUUACAGGGUGAAGUUGAACAAAUUGCUAUGAUGAAACCAAAAGGCCAGACUGAACACGACGAGGGUAUGCUUGAAUAUUUAGAAGAUAUAAUUGGUUGUGGACGGCUAAAUGAACCUAUUAAAGUCUUAUGCCGGAAAGUUGAAAUAUUAAAUGAACACAGAGGAGAGAAGUUAAACAGAGUUAAGAUGGUAGAAAAGGAAAAGGACGGCUUAGAAGGAGAGAAAAACAUAGCCAUUGAAUUUCUUACCUUGGAAAAUGAAAUAUUUAGAAAAAAGAAUCACGUUUGUCAGUAUUAUAUUUAUGAUCUACAGAAACGAAUUGCUGAAAUGGAAACUCAAAAGGGAAAAAUACAUGAAGAUACCAAAGAAAUUACUGAGAAAAGCAAUAGACUGUCAAAUGAAAUGAAAGCUAAAAAUAAAGAUGUAAAAGAUACAGAGAAGAAACUGAAUAAAGUUACAAAAUUUAUUGAGGAGAAUAAAGAAAAAUACAUAGAACUAGAGUUGGAAGAUGUUCAAGUUGGGGAGAAAUUACAAGGUGCUACAAUUAAAGCCAAAGAUCUGAAGAAACAACUUGAAAAAGAUAAAGAAAAGGUUGAAGAAUUUAAAAGUAUACCUGCCAAGAGUAAGAAUAUCAUAACUGAGACCACAACUAGAAACAAUGCCCUUGAGAAGGAAAAAGAGAAAGAAGAAAAAAAAUUAAAAGAAGUUAUGGAUAGCCUUAAACAGGAAACACAAGAUCUUCAGAAAGAAAAAGAAAGUCGAGAGAAGGAACUUAUGGGUUUCAGCAAAUCAGUAAAUGAAGCACGUUCAAAGAUGGAGGUAGCCCAAUCAGAACUUGAUAUCUAUCUCAGUCGUCAUAAUACUGCAGUGUCUCAAUUAAAUAAGGCCAAGGAAGCUUUAAUUGCAGCUUCUGAGACUCUCAAAGAAAGGAAAACUGCAAUCAGAGAUAUGGAGGCAAAACUCCCUGAAAUUGAACAAGAAUUAAAGAAGAAAGAAAAAGAACUUCAGAAACUUACACAAGAAGAACUAAACUUCAAAAGUCUGGUUCAUGAUCUUUUCCAAAAACUUGAAGAGGCAAAGAGUUCCUUAGCCAUGAAUCGAAGUAGAGGGAAAGUCCUUGAUGCAAUAAUUCAAGAAAAAAAAUCUGGCAGGAUUCCAGGAAUAUUUGGAAGAUUGGGAGACUUAGGAGCCAUUGAUGAAAAAUAUGACAUUGCUAUUUCAUCCUGUUGUCAUGCAUUAGACUACAUUGUUGUUGAUUCUAUUGAUACAGCCCAAGAAUGUGUAAAUUUCCUUAAAAGACAAAAUAUUGGAGUUGCAACUUUUAUAGGUCUAGAUAAGAUGGCUGUAUGGGCAAAAAAAAUGACCAAAAUUCAAACCCCUGAAAAUGCUCCUCGGUUAUUUGAUUUAGUAAAAGUAAAAGAUGAGCAAAUUCGCCAAGCUUUUUACUUUGCUUUACGGGAUACCUUGGUAGCUGACAAUUUGGAUCAAGCCACAAGAGUAGCAUAUCAAAAAGAUAGAAGAUGGAGAGUGGUCACUUUACAGGGACAGAUCAUAGAACAGUCAGGUACAAUGACUGGUGGAGGAAGCAAAGUAAUGAAAGGGAGAAUGGGUUCAUCAGUUAUCGCUGAAGUCUCUGAAGAGGAGGUAAAUAAAAUGGGGUUACAGUUUGAAAAAGAUUCUAAAAAAUCACUGCAAAUUGAAGAACAAAAAGUACAUCUUGAAGAAGCAGUAGUUAAGUUACGGCACAGUGAACGAGAAAUGAGGAAUACACUAGAAAAGUUUACUGCAAGCAUUCAGCGUUUAACAGAGCAAGAAGAAUAUUUGAAUGUCCAAGUUAAGGAACUUGAAGCUAAUGUACUUGCUACAGCUCCUGACAAAAAAAAACAGAAGUUGCUGGAAGAAAAUGUUAGCGCUUUCAAAACAGAAUAUGAUGAUGUGGCUGAGAAAGCUGGUAAAGUAGAAGCCGAGGUUAAACGCUUACAUAACAUCAUUAUAGAAAUCAAUAACCAUAAACUCAAGGCUCAACAAGACAAACUUGAUAAAAUAAAUAAACAAUUAGAUGAAUGUGCUUCCUCUAUCACUAAAGCUCAAGUAGCAAUCAAGACUGCUGACAGAAAUCUUAAAAAGGCACAAGACUCUGUCUCUCGAACAGAGAAAGAAAUAAGAGAUACUGAAAAAGAAAUAGAUGACUUAAGGGCAAAACUAAAAAGUAUUGAGGAUAAAGCAGCAGAAGUUAUAGAGAUUACAGAGGCUGCAGAGAAAUCCUUACCAGAGAUCCAGAAAAAACAUCGUGAUCUACUUCAAGAACUAAAAGUUAUUCAAGAAAAUGAACAUGCUCUUCAAAAAGAUGCACUUAGUAUUAAGUUAAAACUUGAACAAAUUGAUAGCCACAUUGCUGAACAUAAUUCUAAAAUAAAAUAUUGGCAAAAAGAGAUUUCCAAAAUAUCCUUGCAUCCAAUAGGAGAUAAUCCUGUUGAAGAUGUUUCAGUUCUAAGCCCAGAGGAUCUUGAAGCAAUCAAGAAUCCAGAUUCUAUAAUCAAUCAAAUUGCACUUUUGGAAGCCCAGUGUCAUGAAAUGAAACCAAAUCUUGGUGCCAUUGCAGAGUAUAAAAAGAAGGAAGAAUUGUAUUUGCAACGAGUAGCAGAAUUGGACAAAAUUACUAAUCAGAGAGAUAAUUUUAGACAGGCAUAUGAAGAUCUUCGGAAACAAAGGCUUAAUGAAUUUAUGGCAGGUUUUUAUGUAAUAACAAAUAAAUUAAAGGAAAAUUACCAAAUGCUUACCUUGGGUGGAGAUGCUGAACUGGAGCUGGUAGACAGUUUGGACCCUUUCUCUGAAGGAAUCAUGUUCAGUGUUCGACCACCAAAGAAAAGUUGGAAGAAGAUCUUUAACCUUUCGGGAGGAGAGAAAACACUUAGUUCACUGGCUUUAGUAUUUGCUCUUCAUCACUACAAACCCACUCCUCUUUACUUCAUGGAUGAGAUUGAUGCUGCCCUUGAUUUUAAAAAUGUAUCCAUUGUUGCAUUUUAUAUAUAUGAACAAACAAAAAAUGCCCAGUUCAUAAUAAUUUCUCUUCGAAAUAAUAUGUUUGAAAUUUCGGAUAGACUUAUUGGAAUUUACAAGACAUACAAUAUAACAAAAAGUGUUGCAGUAAACCCAAAAGAAAUUGCAUCUAAAGGACUUUGUUAAGCUUGUUUAUACAGAAGACUCUUUAAAAAAUUGAAUUGGUGUAGAUGCUGCUUAUUGUAUUACCAAUUUCUCUAUUUGUAAGCAAUGGACUUGUAUAAAAUACAUGUUCUUAAACUGGAUCACAAAA
Molecule: messenger RNA, 4184 nt
Organism: Nycticebus coucang (slow loris)
Lineage: Eukaryota; Metazoa; Chordata; Mammalia; Primates; Lorisidae
Gene: SMC4
Product: structural maintenance of chromosomes 4
Exons: 24
Coding region: 194-4057 (1287 amino acids)
Biological process (GO): mitotic chromosome condensation
Cellular component (GO): chromosome
Molecular function (GO): ATP hydrolysis activity; ATP binding; protein binding
Source: RefSeq, a predicted model, not a curated record